Penicillium mononematosum is the source of this 1701-nucleotide messenger RNA. RefSeq lists its product as uncharacterized. Bases 1 to 1701 code for a protein of 566 amino acids. Lineage: Eukaryota; Fungi; Ascomycota; Eurotiomycetes; Eurotiales; Aspergillaceae. The record is from RefSeq and is a predicted model, not a curated record. The transcript has a single exon.
AUGGAUCACAGAGGUCUUUAUUGUCCAGGCGAGUUGGACGUCUUGUAUCAGGAUCGGAAUAGAUCAGAGACUACAAUCUGUCUCCCAUCUCCCUCACCUGCAAAGCGAGGCUCAUCUUACUACCCGGCAGGCCCAAAGGUCCUGGAAGAAUCAAAUCUCGAUCCCUUCUACCUCGAAGAAUCACUGGCUGCCACGCCAUCUUGGAAUCCUUACACAUCGGACAUGCGCAAUGAUAGCUUUGAAAACGAAGACCAGUACUACACCCUGUCCCUGACCCACAAGGACAUCCACAACCCAUCAGAAUACGGACCAGAUCGCUCCACACUUGCGCAGGUGGAGUUGGAGAACAGCUUGAGAUUCCACCGAUACACUUCCUCGACGGAGGAACGUAGUCCGCUGCACAGCAGCCAGGUCUCGUUCAGCUCCGUUCACACAGACAGCACUACUCCCGACUUGACGCCCAGCACUUCUUUUUCUUCAUCCUACGAUUCACCCAGCUGCCCCGACGCCGUCUUGGAGGCGACUCAGCAGCUUUACAAGCACGCAAACCAGAUCCAGAUUGAGCCCCGUCGCCGAUUCUAUCUGCCUGCCUCUACACCACCUACGUACUCCCUUCCCCCUCCCCCUCCUCCGCCGGUGGCUCCCCUCAACCCGGCGGAUACUCGCCCAACCACACCUUGCUUCCAACACUCCAACGACUCUACUACUACCAUAACCAUGGGCUACGAGGACGCUACAGGGUCCUGCUCAUCGCGGUCCCGCCGCCGGAAGCAGCCUCCUAGCGGCCUCACCCUGGCGCGUACUGCGAGUUCUCCCAGCACGUCUCGUCGGAAGCAAUCCAGCCCUGGAACCCGCCCUCCUCUGGAUCCUUCUAUGAUCUCUCCUCCAUCCUUGAUCAACCCAGUCACCAUGGAGCCUCACAUGACCCAUUUUGACCACCCUCUCUUCAUUCCCGCCAACGACUGCCCUAGUCCCGUUCCUAGUCCUGUGGCUAGCUCCCCGCCCAUCUCCCGCCAGUGGACCGCAACCUCGAUGGAACGCCCUUCAAUUUCUACCAUCGACGCCUUCUGUGAGCAGUCCGUGUGGGAGUCGGACUCCGAUUCUGAGUCUGCCGGCCGUAAAUCUAUGUCUCGUCGGCCUAUAGACACACUCCGCAAGGUUCGCAGCCGUGCUAAGCUCCGUGCCGCCAAGUCACAACCAAAACUUCAUCAGGCUAUGUUGGAUGGUCAGACAUGUGAGCAGUUCCCAUGCAUGCCAGAGGAUAUUCUUGGAGAGCCUAUUCCCGAAGCCUUCCGUCCCAGCAUGGACCGCCCCAGCACUAGCAAAGAAGGGGUGCGGGCACACAACGGGCUGCACACAUUGCGCCUUGUUGCUCCUUCCUCCACCUCUCUGACCCGCUCUCGUUCCCGCAAGAACAGCAGUCUCAAUAGCUCCGACGUUGACCGAUCUGCAGCUGCUGCUUUCCAAGCUCAGUUCCGCCGUCGUCAGCGUUCCGACUCCCCCGAAUACUCCAACUCUAGCUCUGACAAGGGUGACAAGGAGAAAUUGACCUCGUUCUGCUAUGACCAAUACUCUCACGCCCCCACCAAUGGAGCUCGUGAGCAAAGGCCUCUCUUCGAGCGGUUCAUGGACUCCUUGCGUUCGUUGAACUGCCAGAAGCCCCAAAAGUCUCACAAGAAGACCAAUGUUACCACCAUCUGA